This is a messenger RNA of Equus quagga, 1332 nucleotides long. RefSeq names its product tissue factor pathway inhibitor 2 (gene TFPI2). Gene Ontology annotation, cellular component: extracellular region. The transcript has 5 exons. The coding region runs from base 142 to 846 and encodes 234 amino acids. Gene Ontology annotation, biological process: negative regulation of peptidase activity. The record is from RefSeq and is a predicted model, not a curated record. Gene Ontology annotation, molecular function: serine-type endopeptidase inhibitor activity. Lineage: Eukaryota; Metazoa; Chordata; Mammalia; Perissodactyla; Equidae.
UCCUCCAGGCUCUGCACAGGCACGCUCCGCCCCGUCCGGGGUCGGAGGACGCUCACCCUGCAUAAAGCAGGCACCCAGGCUGUCUCGAGGCGGGACGCUGCGCACCCUCAUCCCGCUGGCGCUUUCUUGGGAUACUUCACCAUGGACGCUGCUCACCCCCUCGGGCUGUUGCUUCUGCCGCUGCUCCUCAUGGGGACUGUGCUGGGAGCUGCUGCUCAGGUGCCGUCAGGAAACAACGCAGAGAUCUGCCUGCUGCCCCCGGACGAAGGGCCCUGCCGAGCCCGGAUCCCCAGCUACUACUAUGACAGGUACACGCAGAGCUGCCGCCAGUUCAUAUACGGGGGCUGCGAGGGCAACGCCAACAAUUUCGAAACUUGGGCGGCCUGCGAUGAAGCUUGCUGGAGGAUAGAGAAAGUUCCCAAAAUUUGUCGGUUGGAAGUCAGUGAGGGGCAGUGUGGGGAGCCCAGAAAACAGUAUUUCUUCAAUCUAAGUUCCAUGACAUGUGAAAAAUUCAUAUCUGGCGGGUGUCACAGCAAUGAGAACCAGUUCCCAGAUGAAGCUACUUGUAUGGGCUUCUGUGCACCAAAGAAAAGUCCAUCAUUUUGCUACAGUCCAAAAGAUGAGGGCCUAUGCUCUGCUAACGUGACUCGCUAUUAUUUUAAUCCAAGACACAAAGCCUGUGAGGCCUUCACCUAUACUGGCUGUGGAGGGAAUGAUAAUAACUUUGUUAACAGGAAGGAUUGCAAACAAGUUUGCGCCAAAGGCUUGAAGAAGAAAAAGAAUAAGAAGAUGAAAACACUUUUCCUUGCCAAUAGAAGCCUGAAACUUCAGAAGAAGCAAUUUUAAUCGUUUUUUCUAUAUGUCAUCUUAUGAAUAUUAUUGCCUUUAUAGUUAUAGCUGAAGAAUAAUAUGGUAACAUGGGUAAAUGAAUCAUUAGUGAUUUAUUCACCAGUUUUUAUGGAUACAAGUCACUUUUGUGUAUUUUUAUAUAUAACUAGCUGCUAUUCAAAUGUGAAUCUAUUAUUUUUAGUUUACUGUUCAACUAUUUUUCAUGAGGUUGAAUGCUCGCUGUGCAUAAGAUACAAAAGCAAAUGUGACUCACCCAGUUCUUGGGGUUGCUCUUUCUUAUUUCAGAAGACGAUAGUAACUGAAAAGCAUAAGACAAUAUAAUCAUGUUCUUUUAACACAUAUGACUAUAAAAAGGACCAGCAAAUACAUUUCGUUUUGCAUUUAAAAGUUAGAUUAUAUUUUAGGCCCAAAGUGAUAAACUUACAGAUUUACCAACACUGUAAAAAAUAUUAAAAGUGCUAUUAUGUAGACAUUACUAAUGUA